AUGGCUGGCAAGAAGGGCAUCCACUUCGGCGGCGGCAACAUUGGUCGUGGCUUCGUUGCCGAGUUCCUGCACAACUCCGGCUAUGAGGUCGUCUUCAUCGAUGUCAUGGACUCAAUUAUCGAGUCUCUGCAGAAGACCAAGAGCUACACAGUGACGGAGAUUGGUUCUGACGGCGAGAAGAGCUUCACAAUCGACAAUUACCGCGCCAUCAACAGCAAGCAUGAGAUGGAGAAGGUCAUCGAGGAGAUCGCCACGGCUGACGUUGUCACCUGUGCUGUCGGCCCCAACAUCCUCAAGUUCAUCGCAGAGCCGAUUGCCAAGGGUAUUGCUGCUCGCAAGAAGAAAGAGCCAUUGGCGGUCAUUGCUUGUGAGAACGCCAUUGGUGCGACGGACACUCUCCGUGGCUUCAUCGAGCAGAAGAUGGAUGACUCAACCAAGGCCAACAUCAAGGAGAAGGCUCGUUACGCCAACUCGGCUAUUGACCGUAUCGUGCCAAUCCAGGACGCUGAUGCCGGCCUCAAUGUCAAGAUCGAGAAGUUCUUCGAAUGGUGCGUCGAGUCCGAGCCGUUCAAGCCCGCUUCCCCACCAGACAUCAAGGGCGUGCACUACGUCGAGGAUCUACAGCCGUACAUUGAGCGUAAGCUCUUCACCGUCAACACCGGCCACGCCACCGCUGCUUACUACGGCUACAAUCGUGGUAAGAAGUUCAUCCACGAUGUGCUCGAGGACAAAGAGCUCCACGAUAUCGUCCAGGAUACUCUCAAGGAGACUGCCCAUCUGAUCUGCACCAAGCACUCCCACAUCAGCAAGUCAGACCAAGAAGACUACGUCCAGAAGAUCGUCAGGCGUAUCUCCAACCCCGUGCUCAAAGACAACGUCGAGCGUGUCGGUCGUGCUCCCCUCCGCAAGCUCUCUCGCAAGGAGCGCUUCAUCGGGCCUGCCGCGCAUUUGGCCGAGUCGGGCGACAAGUACGAUCACCUCCUCGGCGGCAUCGAGAUGGCUUUCCGCUUCCAGAACGUGGAGGGCGAUGAGGAGUCGGCUGAGUUGGCCAAGAAGCUGAAGAGCAUGAGUGCCAAGGAGGCUACGCAGGACAUUACCGGUCUGGCGCCUGAGCACCCCCUGUUCAAGGACAUUGUCAAGGUUGUUGAGAAGGUGCAGGGUGGUUCGUGA
Messenger RNA from Recurvomyces mirabilis, 1170 nucleotides. It is a transcript of the gene MPD1, whose product is annotated as protein disulfide isomerase (PDI) protein. The record is from RefSeq and is a predicted model, not a curated record. The transcript has a single exon. Bases 1 to 1170 code for a protein of 389 amino acids. NCBI's taxonomy places the organism in Eukaryota, Fungi, Ascomycota, Dothideomycetes, Mycosphaerellales, Teratosphaeriaceae. Gene Ontology annotation, biological process: mannitol catabolic process. Gene Ontology annotation, molecular function: mannitol-1-phosphate 5-dehydrogenase activity. Gene Ontology annotation, cellular component: cytosol.